ACUUUCAGCCACUCAAUUCUCAAACUUAACAAUGGCUUCCACAGGUAGCCUUUUGUGCAAAUGUAGAGUUUCUUCUUUGAUAAGUAUCUCUUCUUUUCCUUUGAUGCAACCCAUAACCAGACCAGAAAUAACUUACUCCCAGAGACAUCUCAGUGUCGGAACUUCCUCUGUCCUAAGGAAUGUAUCCCACAACAUGAGCAUGAAGAAAGUUCCACGUAUGAUCACCAGAGCUAGCUCAGAACCGAGUGGCAGUAGCGAUGGAGCUCUUGGACAGAAUAAGACACCAUUUGGAUAUACGAGAAAGGAUGUUAUAUUGAUUGGAGUUGGAGUUACACUUCUAGGGGUUGGCUUAAAGAGUGGAUUGGAGUUCUUGGGAUUUGACCCUUUACAAGCUGGAAAUGUCGUCCAACUAGUCCUGGUUUUGGGUCUAACAGUUGGAUGGAUCUCAACAUACAUCUUCCGUGUCUCAAACAAGGAAAUGACGUAUGCUCAACAACUACGAGACUACGAAAGCAAAGUCAUGGAGAAACGGUUAGAGAGCUUAACAGAAGUGGAAUUACAAGUAUUGCUUGAGCAGGUUGAAGAAGAGAAGACCCGCCUGACUAGUGGUGAAGAGGUCAAAUAGAUUUUGUUUUCCUUGUGGCUACGUAUCGUUGGACCUUGUUAUCCAUGAAUUAUGGACUAGACCAUACUGAAGUCUGUACAGUGUCGAUAUAUGUUUGCCUAGCAUUCGAUGAUCACAUCCAACUUGAUAAAACAAUUCUGGAAUGAAACAGGUUCCACCAGGUGGGGACUGGGAGUUCAUGUUAUGUAAAUUGUUUAGGAUUAUAUAGAAAAUACAUGGUAUACGAACUAUUAUUUAUCGCUUGUGCA
This is a messenger RNA of Solanum pennellii, 873 nucleotides long. RefSeq lists its product as uncharacterized. NCBI's taxonomy places the organism in Eukaryota, Viridiplantae, Streptophyta, Magnoliopsida, Solanales, Solanaceae. The record is from RefSeq and is a predicted model, not a curated record. The coding region runs from base 32 to 625 and encodes 197 amino acids. The transcript is spliced from 5 exons.